UCUUUACCAGCAGUAUCCGAGAAGCUCCGAUCGUGGAUGCUUGUAUUUUAUAUAUAUUCUUUAUUCCACAUGCGGAUUUCCCCUUUUUUUACACAUAUAUAUUUUGUCAUUCGAGUUCACAAACACUCGAUGACUAUAUAGCCAAUCAACGUCGGUAUAGUGAUGGUGAUGCGACACGUGCUUCGAAGUGAUAUAUUCAUAUGUCAAGACUUGUCAAAAAGUUUCAUUUUCAUGAAAGAGUGUUCAAUGGUUCUUCGCUAUUUCAGUGACAAAGAAGACUGAAACUUUUUUUUUCAAGUGUUUAGAGGAUUAAGUUCAUUUUUUCAUUAAUUAUAGUGAAAGUUUUUCAAGUGUUAUUUUUCCUCAAGAAAUUAUUCUUGGACCUUAAUUGUCAGUCUUCAAUUUAUGGUGGGGAAAAUUUUACGCAAUUUAUUAAUAUAGUGAUAUGUUGGAUUAUUGUUUGGUGAUUGCGUCCGUCGCUUAUAUGUUGAUUCUUCGUGAAGAAUUGCGCAGUUUUUAAUAAAAUUCAAAAACACAAUGGAAAUCAAAGAAGAAUAAUUGAAGAUUCAAAUUUCGCAACAGAAGAAACUAACAAAUUCAUAAUUGUUUUCGAUAAUUAAAGUUUUUUAAUAUGACAAAUUAUAGAUAUAUUUAUGUUAUCAAACCGUUCUAAAAGUAAAUUCUUGUUUUAACUAAAUCACUGAUUGAAAAAUUUUCAAAAACGAAUUUGUAAAUCGUCAUCUACAUGCAGAAUUGAAAUUAUACAUUUAAAAAUCAUAAGAAUCUAAUUCCUAUAUCAUCUGAAGAGACAUAUAUACCUCUGUUAUUUCCCAAAGAUUCAAGAUUAAAAUCAUUGAUAAAUUUGAUUAGUAAAGUCAAAUUAAUGAAAUACUCUUGAUGUUAAUAAUGAUGCUCAAAAUGAGGACAUUUAAAUCUAAAGACAUUGGAUUUUGAUGUCAAUUUUAGCAUUAAGAAAAACAAUGUGUUGUCAAAUAAUGUGAUAAUAAAAAAAAACUGAAAUAAAAUUAAAACUUUAGGAAUUAAUAAUGCCACGACCGUCGCGUGACACUUAUGGUGAUCAAAAGCCACCUUAUUCUUAUAUUUCACUGACAGCCAUGGCAAUAUGGUCCUCAAGAGACAAGAUGUUGCCCCUAGCUGAGAUUUAUAAAUUUAUUGCUGAUCGAUUUCCAUAUUAUCGAAAGGACACCCGUCGAUGGCAAAAUUCUCUUCGGCAUAAUCUUUCCUUCAACGACUGUUUUAUAAAGGUUCCACGAGGUCCUCAUAGGCCAGGAAAGGGUGCCUAUUGGGCCCUGCAUCCCGCGGCCCUUUCCAUGUUCGAAAAUGGAUCUCUUCUUCGACGACGAAAACGAUUUAAGCUUCAUAAGCCGGACAAAGAACUUUUAAAAUCCGAAUUGCAAGCUCUCGCUUCCGCAAUGCCACCACCACGACCGGAACCAGCGAGUUCAACAAGUCCAGGCGAAACAAGUAAUGGACUUAGUGCAGCGAAUCUUCAUCGUCUACGGGAAGAUCUUCUCAGGUGGGAGAUGCAGGAGAGGCGAAUGAUGCUGGCAGCAGCAGCGGCUGCAGCGUCGGCAACAACGGGGAACUUUGGCUUUACCGAAGCGGCAGCGGGCGUCGGCACCGGAACUGAUGCAUGUCGUACAAAUAUUCCCUGCACCGGAUAUUAUCUCCUAUCACCCGAGGCAAGACAAAGGUUAGCCAGUGCAGUUCCCGAAGUUGGAAGUGAAGCCACAAGUCCCUAUGAAGCAGCGACUCUUCUUCAUCCUGGCUCGUGGAAUUUCACCGGACUCAGUGGAACCCCCUACAUUCCCCAAUUACCCGCCUAUCCUCAUUCAUCAUCAGCUUCCGAUUUGACAGACAGGCGACGUACAAUUCCAUCCCUGACAAUGGUCGAUAGUCAAGAGUCAACAAUUCGCUCGCUGACAAGGGAUAUUGAACCAUUCACGGAAAAUUCCUACGACGUUGGCUACUAUCAUCGUGAACGAAACGAUGAGGAAUCACCAUCAUCAACAUCCUCAAGAUUGGAGGCUCUCUAUUCAGAUCCAAGUAAUAAUUUCACCUCAAGACUGUCACCUGGCUUUGAAUCUUCCCCAAGUAAUGUUAGUCAACAACAGAGAACACCCAGAACGAGUCCCAAUCUUGAUGUUUUACCUGUUCGACAUUCGAAUAGCAGUCCAUCGAAACAAGUGGGGAAAAAGACGAAAAAACCAUUUACUAUUGAAAAUAUCAUUGCACCUGACGAAGAGGAAAAAGCCUCAAGAGAGUCAUUUGAGGUUGUUGAAAGGAAAACAACAAACCUGCUGAGUAUGCCGAAACCAUUGUACGCUGCGGGAUAUCCUUUGACGGGUGUGGUUGCGGGUAGCGCUAUCCAGAGAUCAUCCUAUGGCACUACCACGUAAGGUGAUGAAUUUUCGAAUAAAUGGGAAAUUUAUUAUUAUUAAGAUUAAUGGAACAAGUGGAGAGAGAGAUUUUCAGUAGGAAGGCUAUAUUGUCGAUAUUGUGCUUCUAGGAUUAUUAUAUUUCUUUUAAAAUUAUCAUUAUGAUCAUAAUAGUUGAUGAAAUUAAUCUUUAUGUCAAUGAUAAAAGUAUUAUUUUUACUUCAGGUAAUAAAAUUUGUUUGUUAAAAAGUUUAGUGGAAAAAUUAUAACGAUUAUUUCACUAAAAAAAACAAUUCCUAAAAGGACCCUGCACUUUCUGUACAAAAAUUGUCAUUCGGCCAAUUUUUCUGAAACUCUGUAGUUUAAUCUGUUACUCGGGGGUUUUUUGGGGUCACAGAUCAGGAAUCUGAGGUCAGAAUUUCAUAAUUCAAAAAUGACGGACGCGUUUUGGAAAAAUUUCUCCAAUUCACUCAGAAUCUGUUACUUAGGGAUUUUUUGGGGUCAAGUAACAGAUUCGGAGUGAUUUUUCCAUAACUCGACCGCCAUAUUGGAUUCGCCAUUUUGAAUUCUAAAAUUCUGACCUCAGAUUCGCAAUCUUAAUCCAAAGCUGAUCAUUAUUUUGAAUUCUAAAAUUCUGACCUCAGAUUCGCAAUCGUAAUCAAAAGCUAUGACCAUUAUUUUGAAUUUUGUCAUUAAAAUUUAUUGUUCAGUAGGUCUUAAACUACUAAACUGCGCAGAGUUUUAGAAAAAUUGAAAGCCAAUUUCUAUACAAAAAGUUUAUAACUUUAGUUUCAUAAGUCGAAGAGAUGACUCCACUUGGCAAAUGAAGUUCAUUUGCUGGCACGAAUUGAAAAAAACUAGCCUGUAAUAAAUAAAAUUAAAAAGUAUAAAAACUCUGUCGUGCAACUGGUAUAACAAGAAUCGAUGAGGGGGGGGGGGAAGAUCUCUGACUCGCGUGACCAAAGCAUCGAUAGAACAACAUUUUGACUCCGAUGAAAGGAAUCGCGUUCGGUUCAUAGAUAUAUACACACACAGUACUUAAUUUAUCGCCUCUUGAAAGUUAAUGUAUAUUUGAAGCAAAAUAGCGAUCAACACUAAAAUAAUCUAUUCACGAAAAUCAAAGGUCAAAGAUCUUCUUCAACCUACUUAUGUUCAUAGCGGAAUAUUUUAAUGCAUUUAACUUCUACCACGAUCGUUAAAUUAAAUAUUAAUCUUUUCUUUUGAAUUCAUAUAUAUGUCUAUAUAUAUUACAAUUCGUUUCUUUCAAUCUUUUGUAUAUAACGCAAGAAGCAGAUACAACAUCUAAAGAUUUUGUGACUGCUUUAUAUAAAAAAAGGCAUUAUAAUUUGUAUCUUAUAUUCUAUAAAAUGGAACAUUUUUUCAAUCAUUUUGUAGGUUAGAAUUAGGGCGUUGCGCAAAACGCAUUUUGCGCAUACAAUUACUUUUCUUUGAGUAUCCGAAGUGUGAUACGAAAAAUAUCGAAAUAAAUCCCAGGGUUUUGAACGUAAUUUACCUUAGGUAAGUUAUCCAACCCUGGGGGUCGAUUACGUAACUUUCCCACUUCCCACAUCCCACUUCCCACAUCUCACUUCCCACAUUUUACAUCCCACUUCCCACAUCUCACUUCCUACAUUUUACAUCCCACUUCCCACAUCUCACUUCCUACAUUUUACAUCCCACUUCCCACAUCUCACUUCCUACAUUUUACAUCCCACUUCUCACUUCCGACACUUUACAUCUCACUUCCCACAUUUUACAUCCCACUUCUCACUUCCCACAUUUUACAUACCACAUCCAACAUCUCACUUCCUACAUCUCACUUCCCACAUCCCAUUUCCCACAUCUCACUUCCCACAUUUUACAUCCCACUUCUCACUUCCCACAUGUGGGAUGUGGGAAGUGGGAUAUGAAAUAUGGGAAGUGAGAAGUGGGAUGUGAAAUAUGGGAAGUGGGAUAUGAAAUAUGGGAAGUAAGAAGUGGGAUGUGGGAAGUGGGGUGUGCAAUAUGGGAAGUGGGAUAUGAAAUAUGGGAAGUGAGAUAUGAAAUAUGGGAAGUGAGAAGUGGGAUGUGAAAUAUGGGAAGUCGGAUAUGAAAUAUCGGAAGUAAGAAGUGAGAUGUGAAAUAUGGGAAGUGGGAUGUGGGGUGUGCAAUAUGGGAAGUGGGAUAUGAAAUAUGGGAAGUGAGAUGUGAAAUAUGGGAUGUGGGAAGUGGGAUAUAAAAUGUAAGAAGUGAGAAGUGGGAUGUAAAAUGUAGGAAGUGAGAAGUGGGAUGUAAAAUGUGGGAAGUGAGAUGUGGGAUGUGGGAUGUGGGAAGUGGGAAAAUUACGUAAUCGACCCCCUGGUAAAUCUCCCAGCAAUGUGUGACAUUUCGGACGUUCAAUUGUAUUUGAACCAAAACAUAUAAACUAAGAUACUUCUUUUUGGUAACGCUUAUUGUUGUCAUGGUAAUUACUACAGUAACAGCUACUAUGGUAACGGUUAAUAUAGUAACAAUUACCAUUUCAUGAAAGCGAUUUUUUUUUUAUUUCAAAUCGGGUAGUGGUAAUUUGCAUUAAAAUGUUUGAAAUCCCGAGAUACCAAUGCUCACAUCUAUACAGAUUGCUUUUGCUGCAGGUAUAUAUAUAUAAAAACGGAAAUCGAUUACAAUUUAUUCGAAUAAGAAAAAAGCGAUAUCGAUAUUACACUCAAAGUAUGUAUUUAUAAACUUUGAAGCACAAGAUCGAUAAGACAAGGGCCUCUAUAUGUGGUAAGGCGGCGCGCCUCAAGCGAAUAAUAUUCCUUGCUGCAACACCCUUCCUACAAAUUGUCCAUUUCCAUCAGACAAAAAAAAAUUUAUUCCCAUUUUUUUAAAACGCAAUUUCUCUAUUUUAUGAUCAAUCUAUUAAAUAUAAUUUUCUAAUUUCUUAUUAAUUUUUUUUUUGUUAAAUAGAUCCUUAUUUUUGAAAAAUACAAUUAAAAGUAAAAAAAAAAUUAUUAAAAAAAUUGUGAAAAAUUUACGUCAAAUAAUUUUCUGUUUUACAUUCUUUCUGUGGUUUAUUUAUUUAUUAUUAUAAAGAUUUGUCCUGUUUUUAUAUAUUUUUUUCUAAUUAACUUAAAUUAUAGAAUAAAUUCGAAAAAAAAAAAAAUAAUGGAAGGGUGCAGUUAAAGUCAAAUAGGGACAUUCUAAUAUUUGUAAAUAGAGAUAAUUUCUUAGAGGAAUCAGAGCUUAGCAGAUUUCUUCUGGAAAAUAAUAAAAGAUAAACAGUCUUAGCCACAGGGAAAAUUGUACAGAAAACAAUGUGGUGCAAAAUAUUGCUUGAACUGUUGUGAUUAUGGCGAUUAGUUUUUUUUUUUUUUCAUUCUCUCAAAGAUAUAUAUGUACAAGUGUAACGGCAAUCAGGUUAAUGCUAUUUUAUUAAAUUCCUUUGAUUACGGUUUAUUGAGAGAGUUAAAGAAUUUGUCUCGCUGCGACGUCACAUAUAUUAUAUAUUGCCAAUAUUAAAAUUCUUUUUCUGAUAUAUUAAAAAAAAAAAAAAUCCCACUUUCUCCGGAAAGUGCCCCUUGGAGGUUCUAUCAGAAUUCCGUCGGAAUUCCAUCGGAGUUCCAAAGAAUUUCCGAUGGGAUUCCGACGGAAUUCCAACGGAAUUAGGACUCUAAAAAUUUUGAAAAAAUUAAUCCGAGUUCCGACGGAAUUAUGACGGAAUUCCAACGGAAUUAGGACUCUAAAAAUUUUGAAAAAAUUAAUCGGAAUUCCGUCGGAACUCCGUCGGAAUCCCAUCGGAAAUUCUUUGGAACUCCUAUGGAAUUCCGACGGAAUUACGUUGGAAGUUCCGGCGGAAUUCUGAUAGAACCUCCAGGCGGAACUUACCGGGGAAUCUUUCCAAGUGGGAUUCAACAUUUGUAAUUUUCAAUUUUUCUAACGAAAAUAAAAAUUUUCAAACUAUUGGAAAAAUUAAAAACAUUUUGAAAAAUUGAAAACAAUUUGAAAAAUUAAAAACACUUUGAAAAAUAUGAAAGAAUUUGAUGUAAAAGUAAGAAAAAAUUUGAAAAAUUGUUUGCAAUUACAAUAUUGUUACAGAAAUUAAAAAAUAUUAAAUUUUUUUCUUUAAUUUUAAAAAUUUGUGUAAUAUUAGAAUUAUAAAUUUUUGACGUCGUGGAGUUAUUAUACAAUAUUCUAAAACGUUCGACAUAUUCAUCAGUUGUUAAAGCAUAUAUAUAUAUAUAUGUAUAUUAUAUAUGAAAAAAUUGCUGUGAUGACAGUGAGCGUGAUGUUUCGGCUAUAUUCGUAGUAAACGUAGCGAGUAAUAGAGUGACUACGUUAAAAAUAAUAAAUAAAAAAAAACUAUACUCCAAUGAUAUUUGUUAACGAAAAAAAAAAAAAAUUAAUAAUGAAAAAUAGGAUCGAAUUCUCUUAUAUCCGGUUUAUGUGGCGAGCUUGCACACUCGUUAUCGUUCAUGCGCAUAUUAGUCUACGUACUCACUCACACAACAAAGUAUUUGUAAAAGUAGGACAAAGUAAAUUAUUGUAAAUAUUGCGAAUAUAUUAUAUAUAUUAUCUGCGUAUCGAUAUAA
This is a messenger RNA of Leptopilina boulardi, 6949 nucleotides long. RefSeq names its product forkhead box protein D1-like. NCBI's taxonomy places the organism in Eukaryota, Metazoa, Arthropoda, Insecta, Hymenoptera, Figitidae. Gene Ontology annotation, biological process: cell differentiation; anatomical structure morphogenesis; regulation of transcription by RNA polymerase II. The transcript is spliced from 3 exons. The record is from RefSeq and is a predicted model, not a curated record. The coding region runs from base 1047 to 2420 and encodes 457 amino acids. Gene Ontology annotation, molecular function: RNA polymerase II cis-regulatory region sequence-specific DNA binding; DNA-binding transcription factor activity, RNA polymerase II-specific.